AUGACUCGGGAAAUCGAUUUAAUCGUGGAUGCAAAGCCAAAGGAGGCUCGCAGCAAACUUCUUGAAGACAAUCGCUUCACAGUGACCCUAGGAAACAGACUUGUGUUUUCGGGAGAGGGUACCACCGUUAAAGUUGAGCUUCUUCGUGGAGAAGGCAGACAGCUGAAGCUCCCGGUCGCAAGUGCGGUUCCUCUUCGCUCCAUCGAUACUGGUAACCUGCCGUGA
Penicillium taxi is the source of this 225-nucleotide messenger RNA. RefSeq lists its product as uncharacterized. NCBI's taxonomy places the organism in Eukaryota, Fungi, Ascomycota, Eurotiomycetes, Eurotiales, Aspergillaceae. The record is from RefSeq and is a predicted model, not a curated record. The transcript has a single exon. Bases 1 to 225 code for a protein of 74 amino acids.